UGGGUCAAGGUAAAGGUUGUUCAGCCGGGUAUCUUUCUCUUUUACAAGGUCAAAAUGGGGCGACGUCCAGCUCGUUGCUACCGUUACUGCAAAAAUAAACCUUACCCCAAGUCACGAUUUUGUCGUGGUGUACCAGAUCCGAAGAUCCGUAUUUUUGACCUUGGGCGCAAGAAGGCCAACGUGAAUGAGUUUCCACUGUGUGUCCAUCUGGUAUCUGAUGAAUAUGAGCAGUUGUCUUCUGAGGCCCUUGAAGCUGGUCGUAUCUGUGCCAACAAGUACUUGGUGAAAUUUGAAGGCAAAGAUACUUUCCACAUACGAAUGAGACUGCAUCCCUUCCACGUGUUGCGCAUCAACAAAAUGUUGUCGUGUGCUGGAGCUGAUAGGCUCCAGACUGGAAUGCGUGGUGCCUUUGGCAAGGCUACUGGCACAGUAGCUCGUGUACACAUUGGUCAGCCCAUCAUGUCUGUACGUGCCAGAGAAGGUGCAAAGGCCAACGUCAUUGAGGCUCUGAGGAGAGCUAAGAUGAAGUUCCCUGGACGUCAGAAGGUGAUUGUGUCUCACAAGUGGGGUUUCACAAAGUGGCCGAAGGAAAAGUUUGAGGACAUGAGAAAUCAGGGACGCUUGGACCCCGAUGGCGUCAACGUCCAGUACAAACCAGAGAAAGGACCUUUGUCCGUGUGGAAGACCAGAAUUGAUGAAGGCAGAGAACCACGUGUUGUCACUUAACUCUUUCAGUGGUUUAUUUAUGAUAUAUUGCAAUCUCCUGGUACCAUCUUAACAAGAAGGAGGAAAAAUGACUGCAAAAACGCUGUUUGCUAAUUAUGAAAGAAUGAAUGUACAAAUAAAAAAAA
Messenger RNA from Lingula anatina, 851 nucleotides. Its product is annotated as large ribosomal subunit protein uL16-like. The record is from RefSeq and is a predicted model, not a curated record. Gene Ontology annotation, molecular function: structural constituent of ribosome. Gene Ontology annotation, biological process: translation. Gene Ontology annotation, cellular component: ribosome. NCBI's taxonomy places the organism in Eukaryota, Metazoa, Brachiopoda, Lingulata, Lingulida, Lingulidae.